GCGACAGAGAUAAAUGAGCCUAUUUGGUCGGUAGUCUCUUUCUAAUUCAAGGGGAGUAUUGACGACGUCACUAUCCUACUCGGUCGUCGAGUAUUUUAGAUGGUUUGACAGUUCGAGCGGAUGGCGACGAGAACUGGUCGUUUGUCUUCGGACGUGGAUAAUCCUGUUUCAAAUGAAGUUCCGGAAUACCCUGUGGUAUCCCCAUCGUCGGGUGCGAUAUUUGAAAAAAGGAUAAUUGAAAAAUACAUACAGGAAAAUGGCGUGGAUCCUAUUAGUGGCAAAGAACUGACAAUAGAUGAUUUAAUUGAAAUAAAAACUCCUCCUGUUGUUAAACCGAAACCACCUAGUGCAACUAGCAUUCCCGCGACCUUAAAGCUUUUACAGGAUGAAUGGGAUGCUGUUAUGUUAUAUAGUUUUACACAGAGACAACAGCUUCAAACAGCUAGACAAGAAUUAAGUCAUGCCCUGUACCAACAUGAUGCAGCUUGCAGAGUAAUUGCCAGGCUUAAUAAAGAAGUCACAGCUGCAAGAGAAGCCCUUGCUACACUUAAACCCCAAGCUGGAAUUACAACAGUUCCACAGCCGGCUGUUGCUGCUGAAGCUGCAGGUGUAGCAAACCAACCAACUGAACAAGCUGGUAUGAGUGAAGAAAUCAUAGAAAAAUUACAAGAAAAGGCUACAGUGUUGACAUUAGAACGUAAACAGAAGGGGAAAACGGUACCUGAAGAUUUGACAACCCCUGAGCAGUUACGAAACUUCAGAACAUUAUCCUCACUUAUCGGAUUACAUUCAGCAAGUAUCCCUGGUAUAUUAGCAUUAGAUGUUCAUUUAUCAGACACAAGUAAAGUGUUGACAGGUGGUAAUGAUAAGAAUGCUACUGUAUUUAAUAAAGAUACUGAACAAGUAGUUGCCAUAUUAAAAGGACAUACCAAAAAAGUCACAAAGGUUAUUUACCAUCCAGAUGAAGAUUUAGUUUUAACUGCUUCUCCAGAUGCCACCAUUCGUGUCUGGAAUGUACCAACAUCACAAACAACUUUACUUUUGCGACCUCAUGAAGGUCCUAUUACUGGUUUGUCAUUACAUCCUACAGGAGACUAUGUACUGUCGACAUCAGAAGAUCAAUAUUGGGCGUUUUCAGAUAUAAGAACUGGAACUUUGUUAGCUAAACUUUCAGAUAAUACCAAUACACCUUUAACAACAGCACAGUUACAUCCUGAUGGUUUAAUUUUUGGAGUUGGUACAGCAGAUUCUCAAGUCAAAAUUUGGGACUUAAAAGAACAGACUACAGCUGCAAAUUUCACAGGACAUUCCGGAGCAAUUUCAUCUAUAUCAUUCUCUGAAAAUGGUUACUAUUUAGCGACAGCUGCUGAUGAUGCUUGUGUAAAACUGUGGGAUUUGCGAAAGUUACGAAAUUUCAAAACAUUACAAUUAGAUGAAGGUUACCAGAUCAAAGAUCUCUGCUUUGACCAGAGUGGUGCAUAUCUAGCGGUAGCUGGAACAGAUGUUAGAGUGUACCUUUGCAAACAAUGGCAAGAACUGAAAGUAUUUAACGAUCACACUGCUACUGCUACCGGAGUUCGAUUCGGUAAACAUGCCAGAUUUAUUGCCUCGACUUCCAUGGACAGAACGUUAAAAUUGUAUGGUUUAGAUUAAAAGAAUUCAAUAGUAAAUAUCUUUAAAUAUGAACUUAACCUUCUUCUAUUUGAGCGCUCUUAUUGUUUCUGGUUAUAUUAUUGGUUGUACAGCAAGUAUUUGGAACUGAAAAUUAAAGCUAUUUGGUGCUUUGCAUUCUGUUUCCUUAUUAGCGUUUGUAGGACAAAUGUUUUUAACACGGGAAAUCAAAAGUUUUAUCUUAGUCAGAAUUUUAAGAAACAGGGAUGCAGAAAAUUGUAAAAUUGCUUUGGUAAAAAGUUCAUAUUUUUAGAUUUUCAUUAUUGUGUAACUGUAAUUUAAGCUUAGAGUGUCUUUUAUUAUAAAGAUCAAAGAUGUUUUUAUGGAUUCCAGUCUGUUUUUUAUAUAGAAUAAGCAAUUUAUAAAUGUGUCAAUAAAAAACAACUUAAAAAUUA
Molecule: messenger RNA, 2066 nt
Organism: Diabrotica virgifera virgifera (western corn rootworm)
Lineage: Eukaryota; Metazoa; Arthropoda; Insecta; Coleoptera; Chrysomelidae
Gene: Prp19
Product: pre-mRNA-processing factor 19
Exons: 8
Coding region: 121-1653 (510 amino acids)
Biological process (GO): protein ubiquitination; mRNA splicing, via spliceosome; DNA repair
Cellular component (GO): cytoplasm; Prp19 complex; U2-type catalytic step 1 spliceosome
Molecular function (GO): protein binding; ubiquitin protein ligase activity
Source: RefSeq, a predicted model, not a curated record